This is a messenger RNA of Linum tenue, 1659 nucleotides long. NCBI's taxonomy places the organism in Eukaryota, Viridiplantae, Streptophyta, Magnoliopsida, Malpighiales, Linaceae. The record is from the annotation of a GenBank genome assembly.
UAUGCAUAUAUAAAUGUAUUUAAAAAAAAUAAAAAAAGAAACAGGGGCCGAUUCGUAAUUGGAUGCUUAUUCUGAUAUUUUCGACCGGACUCGACCAGUCCUGCCUCGCACUCGUUCUAUUUCUCUUUCUCUAUCUGGGUUACCCCCUCCUUGCCGAUCUCUUUCCUUUCAAUUCCCUCGGGAAACCCUAACUUCUCCAAUCUAGGGUUUACCUCGCUCUAUCGUUUUCAUCUCUCACCAAUCACCAUGUUGGCGUUCUAAUGCUUGAAGUUUUGGUCGAGAUAGGUUCAUAUUAGCGUUUCGCAUUCUCAAGUGCCUGUUAGAAAGCAAAUUAUGUAUCAUCGGGAUCGGGGAGGAGCCGGCAGCGUUUCAUCGAGAUCGGAGCUUGUAGGAGGACCCCUCGAUCGGAAGCGCAUAAACGAUGCGCUUGACAAGCACCUAGAGAAAUCGUCUCCAUCAACUUCGAGGGCCUUGAACAGCAAGGACAAAGAGAGGCUGUCCGUACCAUCCACUUCCACGGGCAAAUCGCAGCUCGAUCAUCGCGAUUCUCGAGUGGCUUCUCUAUCCAAGAACAAGUGUUCCGAUUUAAUGGUUGGUGGUGCAGAGGAAUCUGAGACUGACAGUGAAGAGUCAGACGUAAGUGGUUCUGAGGGGGAUGACACAUCCUGGAUUUCAUGGUUCUGCAAUCUUCGAGGAAAUGAAUUUUUCUGUGAAGUGGAUGAUGAAUACAUCCAAGAUGAUUUUAAUCUUUGUGGAUUGAGCAGUCAAGUUCCGUAUUAUGAUUAUGCACUUGAUCUAAUAUUAGACGUGGAAUCUUCUCACGGUGAUAUGUUCACUGAUGAGCAGAAUGAGUUGGUGGAGUCAGCAGCAGAGAUGCUUUAUGGUCUAAUUCAUGUGCGUUAUAUACUCACUAGCAAGGGCAUAGCUGCAAUGCUGGAGAAGUACAAGAACUACGACUUCGGGAGAUGCCCAAGAGUUUACUGCUGUGGACAGCCCUGCCUUCCAGUUGGCCAAUCUGAUAUUCCUCGUUCAAGUACUGUUAAAAUUUACUGCCCGAAAUGUGAAGACAUAUAUUACCCUCGAUCAAAGUACCAAGGCAGUAUCCUUUGUUAUUAUUUGAAAUUGUUCUUUUGCUUUCUGUGCUACGUAUCUUUGCUGGAAGCGGUUUGCUGUUUUUCAUUAACGAAUGCACAGACCUUGAUGGAGCAUACUUUGGGACAACGUUUCCUCACCUAUUUCUGAUGACGUAUGGACACUUGAAGCCACAGAAGGCAACACAGAGUUAUGUACCAAGAGUUUUUGGGUUCAAGCUCCACAAGUCCUCCUAAGUUCAGAGAGCAAGGGAAGUCCCCUGGGGCGUUGGCAAGGCCCCGAGGUUGGGUUUUCGUUCAGCUGUUAGAGCGACCUAAUUGAUUUUCCAGCAGGCUCAGUGUGGAUGGGAACUGAGAAUGGGUUGCCCACUCAGAAUCGGAGGCUGUAGUGUUAUUUGUUUUUAAUUCAACGUAUCAGCAUUUGUAAUAUUUUAGUGUUUGUACCCUUCUUUUUUACUGAAUGAAUCUGAAUUACCUUGUUUUUGCUGUUUUGUGUGUUAUUUUCAAGUUGGGCUGAGAAUAGUAUCAAAAGUGACUUGCUACCGUAUUAGUCGUAGAUCACCUCUCA